AGGCUAAGGAAACGAGAGUGUUUUAUUUGCCUGUCAGCUCAACCCUGCAAUAAAAAGUUAAGCAACAAGCACCAUCUUUCAACGAGCGUUACUCAAUCGCAUAACGAGGCGAUGAAAUCCGCAGAUCUGGCACGCCGCGGAAGCGACCUUGAAGGCUCAUCUCCCACGCGUGACACGGUCCUUCCUCAAGUUGGUGCCCUCCGGAUACCUUGGACUUCCCCUCCCAUCAUCCUCGGCUGGGAAACCUUUACCUGAGAAGGGGCGAGAACCGAACGGCCACCGGCACCAGGACAUCCCCCCCCCCUUCGCCUCCGCAGCCCGGGAGCCAGGCAAAAGUCACCCGAAGCGUCGUCGCCCGCGCUGGCCUAGCCUGCCUGCGUCGGAGCUGCGGUGAGAAAAAAGGAUCCGGUUUUCCCAGGCUGGCGGUGCUGAGUGCCGUUACUCGCCAAGAGCCAAAAGGCCACCAGCCGUCCGUGCGCAGGACGGAGAGAUCGGCCACCCUUGAGUACGAGCGCAACUUUUCAGGUUGUUCGCGCGCGUGCGUUGCGUGCAGGAUGGCAGGCUGUUCGCGUGUGUGUCCGUUUGCGCGUUGCGUGCAAAAUUUCGGCAUGCGCCACGUGCCACCACCUUCGCCUCGGGCCGCAUCUCGCCGUCUCCCGCUCUGCAGUGCAGGCCGACGGCCGGCAGGUGUCGCCGCCGAGCCUGCUUUAUAUAUAUAUUAAAAAAAAGCCAGGUUGCUGCGCUUUGCAAGCACCGCGCUCUCGGCAGAGGCGGUUAUAAACUCCGCUUGGAUCUCAUUCCCGCCCUGGAUCGCCCUUUCUCUGGAGCUCUCUGAGACAGCCGCCCCCUCGCCCCGCGCGCUCUGCGGUACUUCUCUAAAGGUCGCUUGCAGGGGCGGACGGGCGGGCAGCGCUGCCUCCCGGCGGAUCCUCAGCGCAGCUUUUCCAUCUUCUGCUCCUGGAUCCCCGGGAAAGAAGGACGCUCAGCAAGUAACCGGGCUGUCCGAGACGUCUGUCGAGGUGAGAGCCGAGAAAGAGCCCGAAGUAGGGGGUGGAUUUCCAAGCUCAGCCGUCGGGACUUGGCCGGGUGUUGGAGAAACGCAAACGCGAGUUGGAGAGGGAAAGCAGAAUACUGGAGUGGAAGUAAUUCCAGAGGUGGUCUCUACAAAGGCUAUACGGCAGGCCAGAGGACAGAUUUCAGUUGGAGUCCGGAAUAUUACAAACCUCCCUGUGAGACUGAGAGAUCACAUGUUGUUGGGACAGCCCUGCCUGGAAAACAUGAUGAUACGACGAGGCUGAAAGCUGGGCUGGGAAAAUCAUCCUUUGCAUCAGAUCGGACACAACAGUGACGUGGCCACCAGCCUGCGGUGUGUCCCCUGGCCAUGGCUAAGAGUGCAGAGGUAAAACUGGCCAUCUUUGGCCGAGCUGGGGUAGGAAAGUCAGCUCUCGUUGUACGUUUUCUGACCAAACGAUUCAUAUGGGAGUAUGACCCCACUCUUGAGUCCACUUAUCGUCAUCAAGCCACCAUUGAUGAUGAAGUUGUUUCCAUGGAAAUACUAGAUACAGCUGGGCAGGAGGAUGUUAUUCAGAAGGAAGGACACGUACGAUGGGGUGAAGGAUUUGUGCUGGUGUAUGACAUCACAGAUAGAGGCAGCUUUGAAGAAGUCCUUCCCCUAAAGAACUUGUUGGAUGAAGUCAAAAAACCCAAGAACGUUACUUUGAUCCUAGUGGGGAACAAAGCAGACUUGGACCACUCCAGGCAGGUCAGCACUGAAGAAGGGGAGAAGCUGGCCACUGAACUAGCUUGUGCCUUUUAUGAAUGCUCUGCAUGUACAGGAGAAGGCAACAUUAUGGAAGCUUUUUAUGAGCUUUGCCGGGAAGUGCGACGUCGAAAAAUGGUUCAAGGCAAGACUCGGAGGCGAAGUUCCACUACUCAUGUGAAACAAGCAAUUAACAAGAUGCUUACCAAAAUUAGCAGCUAAGAUAUCUUCUUUUUUCCUUUCAAAAGAAGUACAUUUUGCAGGAAGAGGGAACAGAAGGCUUAACUGUGUUUGUCAAUAGGAUGGUCAAAGCUUUGCGUUAUUAUUAUACAAUCACCUCAUUAUUCUUGAAGUUAAGAGAUGCAAAAAAAAAGUUUCAGGAAUGGUAACACAUGCUCUACUCCAAUUUUGUUGAUCACCAUCUCAUAUCUUCAAAAAAAGAUAUGUCAAAGAUGUGUCAGAAUGGAUUCAGGAAUUUACCCACCACAGAUGGUUUUGCAUGCUCACAUGUGGCUAAUACAUGGUGACAUUUAUCAUUGUCUAAUACAUUAGACAUUUAUCAUUGUCUAAAAGUAGACUAUCAAAGCUUUAUGGGGUGCAAUAGCUGACUAACUCUGGUAAGUGCACUACCCAUUCACUCCAUAAUCCCUGGUCAUGAGACAUCCAAAGAAAGCUGCCACACAACUUCAUCUAGUUCAAACAUCCAGGCAAGGAAAAACAUGUUAAUGAUGGCUGUGUGAAUCAGUAAAUUACAGUUUCACUUAAUUUUGCCUUUUUUUAAACCUUACAUUCAUUUCCUUCUACACCUGCAUUAAUUUGCAAUUUUAAAGAAAAUUUUUGCAUAAUUUCAGGCACAUUUUUGUAGAAAGUUUCCUUGAUAGAUAUAAUUUUAGAUGGCAUUUAUACAGUUUCUGUGCAAGCAAUUUUCCCCCCCCCCCAGUGAUAUUAUAAAUACUUGACAUGUGCUUUUCAGUUGCAAACUAUAGUAUAUUUGUAAGAAUGCAUUUGGGGAAGUAUGAAUUAUAUAAGUGCCAUCACUGUUUAGAGCACUGUUAAAAAACUGAACAUAAGUCCCAAUGAAGGCAAUAUUCUUUUGAUAGGUCUGUCUCCUCAUUCUGAACAUGUUUCAAAAAAAAUCCUAAAAUAUAAAUAUAUGUAUGAACAUGAAAUUAUGGUUUCUCUAGCAACAUUUCUCCAAAAGGAAAAUGUAACCAACUGGAUUUUUUCAGCAGUUUUGUAUACUUUAUGAUUCUCCCUACUAAGAUCCUGGCCGAGUUCACAUGGCACAUAUCCUUGGUUAACUUAACUAUGGAUUCAUUAAUUCCUAGAAAUUGAAAGGGGUCAUUGAUGUCAUUGGGCCUAUUUUACCUUAUCCAAAUGAAAGUAUGAUGGGUUAACGUUCUGCUUGAACACAUUGGGGAAAAAAAUUGCACUGUCUCUGUGGACAAGUAUAAACUUAAUUUGCUUUAUUAAUCCACUUUUCUGGGAUUGCUUGAUGUUAAACCACAAACUACACUGCCUCAGAAUUGCUAGCCUAACAUCUGCUGAAGUAGAUCACAAUCCAAUGUGUGCAUUCAACUGCAUUCUAUGUGAAUUCUAGUCAAGGUACAAAAUCUGUUUCACAGAACUGCAUUUUCAUUGGCUCUUCAAAUCUUUCUUUAUCCAUAAAAGUCCAUUGGUUUCCCUCUGGCUGUUUUUUUUCCCCUGCCUCAUUCCAGUGAAGCUUGCAAGAUUGCCAUAAGCUUGCAAGAGGUAACUGGUUGGAAAGCAAUUUUGAAACGUUGUAGGGAAAAAUGCAAGUGCUUUUAAUAAUUUGUGGGUUUCUUAUAGUCAGAUCUCCUUGUAUGCUGCAGCAAAAGAUUUCUAUUCCUCCUUUUGCCUCUUCCUUUUUUGCUCAUUCUUAUGUUUCUAAAUGAUGUGACACAAGGGUACUGUAGUGUAAAAAAAAAUAAUAACAGUCGUAGAUGCUUUUUGGGGGGGAGGGUUGAGGAUUCAGACAGUACAGAUGAGUGACAUUUGAACCAGUUCUAAGUAAAUACAAUCCAUUCUCUUUCAUUGAUUAGGCAUCACAUGAAUUGUGGCAGGCAGCCAAACAGGAAAUGACUUGGAAACCCCUGUUAUCUUUCAUUUGUGCUGUAAUGAUUAUUCUCCAUGUUAUUUUUCUUUUAUUGGUUUUGGGGAUGAGGGCUAAUGAGCAAGCAUUCGUUUCUUGAAUGCUUGGUGGGAAGGGAACCUAGGCAUUCCUCGCAGAAAAAUGUGAAGGCUUUGAGACUUACUUAAGCUUUGAACAAUGCAUCUUUAAAGGAAAACAUUUGUAAACUAGAGGGCUUGAACAGAACCAAAGUUCUUGGGCAUUUGGCAUAGCUGACUUUAUUUUUCCUUUAAAAUGUUAAUCUAUAAUAAAAGUGUGAUUUUAAAAAUU
Molecule: messenger RNA, 4181 nt
Organism: Crotalus tigris (Tiger rattlesnake)
Lineage: Eukaryota; Metazoa; Chordata; Lepidosauria; Squamata; Viperidae
Gene: RERG
Product: RAS like estrogen regulated growth inhibitor
Exons: 6
Coding region: 1382-1981 (199 amino acids)
Molecular function (GO): GTPase activity; GTP binding
Source: RefSeq, a predicted model, not a curated record